Molecule: messenger RNA, 1008 nt
Organism: Penicillium brevicompactum
Lineage: Eukaryota; Fungi; Ascomycota; Eurotiomycetes; Eurotiales; Aspergillaceae
Exons: 2
Coding region: 1-1008 (335 amino acids)
Source: RefSeq, a predicted model, not a curated record
AUGUCUCUCAGCGGCAAGGAUGUCCAACGUGAUGGCUUUAUCUACGGGCUUGAAGGCUUCCGAGCAUACCCCGGUCCGAUGAAACGAAUCGAGGGCCCUCAGCUCCGGCUCAUGUUUUUGCCAAAAUUGACGUACCAAGCGCAGAGUCUGUUCAGAAGCAAUCCAGGUCUCGUCCGCUCCCAAUUGAGACACUAUGGAGUCCAAUUUGAUGAGAAUAACUUCGCCGGUAGGGGAACUGUUCUGUUGAAGAAAGUCCUCGAACAAGGACAAUGCGACCAAGUCCCUCUCUCCAUUACCUUGCUACAAGAUGAGAUGCUUCAGGAAUGGCUACAUCAAUUUACCGAUGCCCAACUGUCUGAUCGUCCUGACUUGAUGAUGGAGAAAUACUUCUCGUCCCAAGGCCAGCCUAACCAUACCAAAUUCGGCGCUGGCGAUGUACUUGAGGUUCCAUUUGACGGGAGCAAUCCCAUUCUUCCUUCUCAAAUGAUGCACGCUGCGAGCCAGCUGAUCGGCCUAGGCUAUCAACAAACUCCUCUGGGACCUCCCCACGUAUUUAUGGGCUGGGACACUGACGCUGUGGCGGAUGCAUCGCGUCAAUAUGCCCUUCGGGAGUAUGAGAAGAUUCAAGAUGUGAACAGGAUAACGAUUCAGCGUGACAUGGCAGUCCAGGAACUUGCCGAUCGUGAGGAAGAGUGGAUUAAAAAAGAGAAGAUCGACAAAGAGAUCGACAAACUUGUGCUUGCCCGUCGACGAGAGUAUGAACAAUAUCUCCGUGAAAGGGAGGAACAGAAACUUCGAGAAGAGAAUGAGCUAAGAGCUAAUCGGGAAGAGGCACUCCGUGAAAACGAGAAGCAGCGGAUUGACCAGGAGAUCCAGCUUGAAGAGCAGGACCAGCUUGAAGAGCAGAUGCAGUUUGAAGAGCAGAUCCAGCUCGAAGAGCAGAUGCAGUUUGAAAUGCAGAACCAGUUUGAAGAGGAGAAACACGAGACAGCCAUGCUCGAGGAAUGA